AUGUCGAGCUCCUCCUCCCUUCGACGUCAGCCGUCGUCGUCGAACCUCACUCGACCAGUCCAACCACGCUCAAGAGCACCCAGCGUUGCACCACCCGUGUCCUCCGCAGGCGCUGCUAGGAGGCUUACCGUCAAUGGAGUAUCGCAAUCUUCGGCUCCAUCUCGCUCGGCUUCUUCUGCUUCCAACGCAAACGAUGCAGACAGGAAACGCAACGAAGCCGGCGAGUCCAACAUCCAGGUCGUCGUCCGUGUACGAGGUCAGGCCCCUAACGAGCCAAAACGCACACAGCCCGGCAUCCUCACCACAUCCGGCCCACGCUGCCAGCAGAUCGAUGUCGCCAUCGAACCAACUCCUGUCUCUUCCUCGUCCGUCAUGGCUUCCUCCUCCAACCUAGUCCAGGAAUCCUCAACACGCCAAAAGAGCUACCAUUUCGAUCAGGUCUUUGGUCCCGAAGCCGAUCAGGGCAUGGUCUACCAGGAUGUCGUCGGUCCCAUCCUUGAAGAGGUCAUGUCUGGCUACAACUGCACCAUCUUUGCCUACGGUCAGACUGGCACAGGUAAAACACACACCAUGGAGGGCGAUCUGACCUCCCAGAUGGGCACCUACAGCUCCGAGGCCGGUAUCAUCCCUCGCUCCCUCUAUCGCCUCUUCCACACACUCGAGCUCUCCAAAGAAGACUACUCGGUCAAAGCCUCAUUCAUCGAGCUGUACAACGAAGAGCUCCGCGACUUGCUUAGCCUCGAAUUCUCUGCAUCCUCAGCCGAAUCUUCUGCACAUGCCACAACAUCCACCCAAAAGGAUACACAGCAAGCUCUCAGAAUGUACGACGAUGCACGAGGCAAAGGCGUCGUCAUUCAAGGCCUCGAGGAAGUUGCGCUCAAAGAUGCCGCCCACGGUCUCACCGUGCUCAGGCGUGGAAGUCAAAGGAGGCAGAUCGCAGCCACCAACUGCAACGAGCAGUCGAGCAGAUCCCACGGCGUCUUCACCAUGACCGUCUUCAUCAAGGACAAGGGUUCUCGCGGCGAAGACGUGCUCAAGAUUGGCAAACUCAACCUCGUCGACUUGGCAGGCAGCGAAAACAUUGGUCGAUCCGGUGCAGAGAACAAGCGCGCAAGAGAAGCCGGAAUGAUCAACCAGAGUCUCCUCACCCUCGGCCGUGUCAUCAACGCUCUCGUCGAAAAGAACAGCCACAUUCCCUAUCGCGAGUCCAAACUCACCCGUCUCUUGCAGGAAUCGCUCGGAGGUCGAACCAAGACGUGCAUCAUUGCCACUGUUUCACAAGAACGUGCCAACAUCGAGGAGACCCUCUCGACACUGGACUAUGCCCUCCGUGCCAAAUCCAUCAAAAACCGGCCCGAGCUCAACACGCGCAUGACGCGGUCUGCGCUUAUCAAGGAGUACGUCUACGAGAUCGAACGUCUCAAGGGCGACCUUCAGGCUUCGCGCGAUCAGAACGGCAUCUACCUCACAGAGGAGUCCUGGAAGACCAUGCACUCGGAACACGAGGAACGCAAGACGCUCGCAGAGACGCUCAAGCGCAAUGCCGAAGUCACCGAGAGCAAGCUCAACAGUCUCAAGGAGCAGUUUGAACAAAACAUGCAGCUUCUCGUCAAGCGCGACAACGAGGUCAAGAUUGCAAAGGCAGAGUGCGCAGACAAGGUCAACGAGCUCGAAGCUAUGAUUGCCAAAGCUACCUCGCUCGAGCUGACCGUCGAGGAAGAGGUCGCACUGCGAAAGGCGUACAUGGCGAGCGAGGCGCAUCUUAACCAGACUGCAAGUUCCCUUGCUAACCUCGUGCAGCAGAGCACCGCGGACGUCCAGGGCCUGUUUGACAAGCUCGAGCGCAAGACAGCCGUCGAGAAAGCCAACCGCGCUCUGGUGGCUGAGUGCAGAAAAGCCGUCUCGCUAAGAGCUUCGGAGCUCGAAUCGAGUUUGACCAACUUCCACUCGGCAGAAGGUCAAUUCCACGCCACCCUCACGUCGAGCCUCGACACGUUUGUCACCACCACUGCAACGCGCCACGACGAGCAGCAGCAGUUCCUGCAAGCACGUCUCAAGAAGAUUUCCACCUCUCUGCGCGAAGUACGGUCCGGCCAGAUGGAGUCCAAGGACGUUCUCGCUGCUUUGCUCGGCGAGCUCGAUGCGACGGUCAACCAGAUGCAGGCUUCCAGCGAGACUAGCUUGGAUUCGCUCAAACAGACAUGUCGUGGUGCUGUCAACGAUGUCGUGCUCGCCAACACGCAGCGCUUUGCUCAAGUGGCUGCCUCGCUAGACUCUAUGGUUCAGUCUCACGUUGCUACGUUGAGGCAGGUGACAGAUAUGAACCAGUCGAGUCAGCGCCAGAUUGCUCAAGUCAAAGCAGCUGCUGACGCGGCCAACGAGCAGGAAUUGGCCAGCUUGAGGGACCAGAAUGCGCUGCUGACGGCGACGCUUGACGAGAUGAAGCGAAGCAAUGUUUCGCUCAAAGCGGACCUUAUGACCGAUUUCGGUAAGCUCCUGGAUCGAUUCACUAACCAGCAGGAAUCGGCUGUCUCGACUUCCAUCCACUCCGCUCAGGCACUUGUCAGUCGGUCCACGGAGGCGCGCGAAUCGCACGCUGCCGAUCAGUCUAGCCAGCUCAACUCGCUCUCCGCAGCAGCAGGCGACAUGGCGACCCAGCUCGACGACGCGCAAUCCUCGCUCGUCAAACAGACCAGCGUGAUCGGCAAAGACGUUUCCCAAGCGAGUGGCGAAUUGGGAACCAAAAUGGACGCCUUCGCCUCUGCUAUCGAAGAAGACCUCUCCUCCACCGCCCACGCCAGUGCUCGUGGGCACGAAGAGAUCUCCACGCUCACGGCCAAAGCGCGGGAAGAAGUCGAGUCGCGCACCAAGGCGCAAUCGGCCAAGAUCAAGGCGUGCAACACAAAGCUCAACGAGACCUUCGAAUCGCUCACGUCCAACCUGGAAGCCUCGUCGCAAGAGAUCGGGGCGGCGGCGAAGCAAGUCAGCGGGCUGGUCGACCAGCGACGAGACGAGACGGAGGCCUGGAGCGAGCAGGUGGCUGGUGAUUUGAAAGCGUUGAGUUCCGACUCGAGUGCGCUGUUGGGGGGCAAGUUCAGGGAGGACAGAAGCACUGGCCAGACGCCGCAGAAGAGGGCGUGGAAGAUGCCCGGGCGGUGGGCGUUGGUGCCUGCCAACCGCGAAGAUGCCAUUGAAGCGGGGCGAAAGGUGGUGCACGAUACCCUGCAACGGUCGGACGAUAUUGUUGCUGCUUCGAGUGACGACGUCGUGCUCAGCUCUGAACCGGACGCGGUCGAACCAUCUUCCGAGGCUACUACUGGGGAGCACGUAGCAGCUGCGGAUGCGGCAGAAGCAGACGACGAAGAUGAAGCACAACUUGCCGUCGAGAGUGCAGCGACGCCUUCUGUCCAAACAACGCCGCAAGAAUUGCAAACAAAGCCGGCGAAUCGACCCCUCCGGGAACUGCCAUUCAGCAACUCGAAUCUGCCAGUCUCUGUCUCGAACGAAGACUUGGUCCCCAUCAAGCAGCAGAUGGAUGUUGCAACGGCAUUACCCAAAACGCGAAACGCCAAGAACAAAAUGAGCGCAACUGCUUUACCGAUAAGCAAGCGUGCGCGGUCGUAG
Molecule: messenger RNA, 3624 nt
Organism: Sporisorium graminicola
Lineage: Eukaryota; Fungi; Basidiomycota; Ustilaginomycetes; Ustilaginales; Ustilaginaceae
Exons: 1
Coding region: 1-3624 (1207 amino acids)
Biological process (GO): microtubule-based movement; mitotic spindle assembly
Cellular component (GO): nucleus; spindle microtubule
Molecular function (GO): plus-end-directed microtubule motor activity; ATP binding; microtubule binding
Source: RefSeq, a predicted model, not a curated record